Fusarium musae is the source of this 1851-nucleotide messenger RNA. RefSeq lists its product as uncharacterized. NCBI's taxonomy places the organism in Eukaryota, Fungi, Ascomycota, Sordariomycetes, Hypocreales, Nectriaceae. Gene Ontology annotation, biological process: carbohydrate metabolic process. The transcript has a single exon. The coding region runs from base 1 to 1851 and encodes 616 amino acids. The record is from RefSeq and is a predicted model, not a curated record.
AUGGUCGUGGUCAAAGCCUCGGCCCUCUUUUUGGGCCUUGCGUCCCUAAUUCUUCCUGUCAGCGGUCAAGCUGUCAAUGACGUGGCUGAUGCCUUCGACUUGACUCAGGUCUCCCUUACUGAUAGUCGAUGGAUGGACAACCAGAACCGAACAUUGAACUAUCUUCUGUCGGUUGAUCCCGAUCGCCUACUCUACGUCUUCCGGAAGAACCACGGUCUCGACACAAAGGGUGCACAGACAAAUGGUGGCUGGGAUGCACCCGAUUUUCCCUUUCGCAGCCAUGUCCAGGGCCAUUUCCUUACAGCCUGGACACAGUGCUACGCUUCCGCUGGCGUCAAAGAAUGCGGCUCUCGAGCUACAUACUUUGUCCAGGAGCUCGCCAAAUGUCAAGCCAACAACGCAAAGGCUGGCUUCAACAAAGGAUAUCUCUCUGGCUUCCCGGAAAGUGACAUUUCUAAAGUAGAGGACCGGACGCUCAGCAACGGAAAUGUCCCUUACUAUGCUAUCCACAAGACCCUAGCUGGACUUCUGGACGUUUACCGCCGGAUGAAUGACCAGACCGCCAAAGACACCAUGCUCUCACUCGCCAGCUGGGUCGAUACACGCACCUCGAAGUUGAGCUACAACCAGAUGCAGAGCAUGUUGCAGACUGAGUUCGGUGGAAUGAACGAAGUCCUCGCCGAUAUCGCUUUUUAUACCAAGGAUUCAAAGUGGCUCAAGGUUGCUCAGCGUUUCGACCAUGCUGUCGCUUUCGAUCCUCUGCAGCAGAACACAGACAAACUCUCUGGCCUGCACGCCAACACCCAGCUUCCAAAGUGGAUUGGCGCUCUUCGUGAGUAUAAGGUAGGUGGUGAUAAGAAGUACCUCGACAUUGGUCGAAAUGCUUUCAAUAUGGUCGUCAACCGGCAUUCUUACGCCAUUGGUGGAAACAGUCAGGCCGAGCACUUCCGAGCUCCUGAUGCGAUUGCUGGGUUCCUCACUGAUGAUACUUGUGAAGCUUGCAACAGUUACAACAUGCUGAAGCUCACUCGCGAGCUUUGGGCCUUGAACCCAACUGACGCCUCAUACUUUGACUUCUACGAGAAGGCGCUCUUGAACCAUCUGCUUGGUCAGCAGAACCCCAGCAGUGAUCACGGACAUGUCACAUACUUCACACCCCUCAAGGCCGGUGGCCGUCGUGGAGUCGGUCCUGCUUGGGGUGGUGGUACCUGGAGCACUGAUUACAACUCUUUCUGGUGCUGUCAAGGGACAGGAGUUGAGACCAACACCAAACUCAUGGACUCGAUCUACUUUCACACUUCUGAUACACUCUACGUCAACCUAUUCACUCCUUCGAAGCUCAAUUGGUCCCAGAAGAAGGUUUCUGUCACCCAGACGACUGAAUUUCCUGAGAGCGACACAUCAACAUUCAGGAUCUCUGGUGAUACUAGCGAAUGGACUCUCGCAGUCCGUAUCCCAUCUUGGACCUCUAAAGCCUCCAUCAAGGUCAACGGUCAAGCUGCGGAUGUGGCCAUCCAGUCCGGCAAGUACGCUCUGAUCAAGAGACAGUGGAAGUCUGGAGAUACCGUCACAGUCCAACUCCCCAUGAGCCUCCACACUGUUGCCGCCAAUGACGAUCAGACUUUGGGUGCGAUUGCUUUCGGUCCUGUCAUUCUGGCCGGUAACUAUGGGCAGUCCACUCUGAAUGGCAACCCUACGAUUGACCUGGCAAGUAUCAAGCGAAAGAGUAACACUGGUCUGACAUUUGGAGCUACCUCUGGUGGAAAGGCUGUCGAGUUGGGUCCUUUCUAUGAUGCUCAGGGAUUCAACUAUGCUGUUUACUGGAAGUUGAGUGGAAAGCUUUCAGGCUGA